This is a messenger RNA of Prorocentrum cordatum, 4371 nucleotides long. Lineage: Eukaryota; Dinophyceae; Prorocentrales; Prorocentraceae. The record is from the annotation of a GenBank genome assembly.
AUGUCGAUCGACCCAACCAGCACCGAGGCCGCAUCCAUGGCGGCCAUCAACGAUGUCGCGACGUGGGCCGGACUCGUGGGAGAAGGUCCGACAUCGGCCAAGGGGAGCCUGUACACCCUCCUAGGAGUCACAGGCGCGGAGCACCCCAGGGUCCUGGGGGGGAUCCCCAUGGCCGAGUUCGACGCGAUCAUCGACCGCUGGGUCAAGAUGUCCAUCGUCAUCGACCAGUCGGACGACAGUGAGGUCGAGGUCCUGGACAGCAUAAAGGUUGCGGAGGCGUACGCGCGCUACCACGCGCGCAUCGGCGCCUUCCCACCAGCAGACGAGGAGCUCUCGGCCGAGCAGCUCUCGUGUCUCCAUUCGUUACUCGAGAACGGGAGGCCCCCCUACACCGACAUGGCGGUCUGGGGACCGUCCUACCACAGGCUCCAGAAGAAGAUCCGCCUCAAGGGGUCCCGGCUGCACCCAUCAGGCACGAUCACACCCGUGGAGUUGUGCGGCCCCUGCGACUACGAGACGUGGGCCGAGUGCUACGCCGUGUUCAAGACAGGGGUCCUUAUGUUCAACCAGCUCACCCCCGCGCGCCUGGGCGCCUACGAGAAGCACAUCAGGCACUACCACGAGCGCUACGGGCGCGACCAGUGGGCCAUCAUCUACCAGGCGGACGUCAGGGCGCGUCUGGAGCUCAGCGAGCGGCUCCGCAGGCGCGGCCAGGAAGAAGCGUCGCGGGCCGCUGCCACCGGCAAGCUCCACGACUUCGAUCCGCGAGCCCCUUGGGAGUGGGUCUGGAAGCACCUCGUCGAGGAGAGCUCGUUCUGGCACCGCGAGGUGGAGGAGCCUUGCCUGCUCGUGCUGGCCAAGACGAAGUCCCUCGGCACAAUGCUUGAGAACGAUGCGCCCGUCGAGGGCCACCGGGGCAGCGGCGCCAGUGGACAGAGCCAGGGCGCCAACAAGAGGAAGUCCAAGGCACCGUCUCAGAGGAACAGCGCGACGCCGCCCCCGGAGAAGGUGCACCGCGUCGACGAGCAGGGCCGGUACGCGCACAACCGGAAGGGCGCAAAGCUAUGCGCCGACUUCCAGAGCGGCAGGUGCCAAGAUGGCCCCAUUACCGGCGUGUGCCCGCUCCAGCCGGGGCACCGGCACCAGUGCAACAGGUGCCUCUUGCCCACGCACGGCGGCGAGGCCUGCAAGCCGGGCGCGAAGGGCGGGGGAAAGGGCAGGAAGACCGGCGUCCGCGGCGAGCCCGACACAAGAGCCGGCACGAGCGCCCUCGAGUCGCUGAGUGGAGCGUUGGGAGUGUGCGCCCCAACCAGCAUAGAUGCGCUCCCCUGCGCCCAGCACGAUUUCCUGCAUCUCCCGAGCGGGUUGGCCAGGGGCCAGAGACACCUGCACGUCUUCAGCGGCCGGCGCGGCCGCGCUGGCAGCUUCGGCGAGGCGGUCAGGUCGAUGGGCGGCGAAUGCGCGGAGGUGGACGUCUGCAACGGCCCCGACUUCGAUUUACUGAAUGAGGACAUCUUCGGGGCUGUAGUCAGCCAGAUCAGGAGCGGCGAGUACCGCGGCAUAUUGCUGGAGCCGCCUGCUUUCGCGAAGACGGCCUACCUGAGAACAGGCAGCGGCGCCGAGAGAUAUGGCCGGAAGCACCUCAAGCCGAGCGAGACGAAGCAGGUCAAGGAGGGCACGCUGCUCGCCUUGCGCAGCCUGUCGGUGAUGGAGGAGGCGGCGACCGUCGAGUGCCCGGCCAUCCUGGUGCAGCCGCUGCUGGAGGACGACCCCGAGGCGAUCAGCAUGCUGAAGCUGGACGAGUUCGUCGACUUCCGCGAGCGCGAGCCGACGUGCAUGCUCACGCACUCCGCGCGUCCCGGCGCAGACGGGGCCCGCGGCGACAAGAUGAUGUCACUGCUGACGACGCGAGUGGACUGCUCGGACCUGUCGCCGCGCAGCCUGCCGCGGGCCGGCCGCGAAGAGCACUCCCGCCAGGCGGCGGCCGCGCAAGCAGACGCAGUUGGUCUCAACAAGUACUUCGCCGUCAAGCUUUGCUUGGCUGCUGGCGCGCCUGCGCCGGCGGCAGCGCAGGCGGCGAGCCCGGCCGCGUUCGCGAGGACGGGCUACUGGGGCAACUGCUUGAUCAGAGUGGAGCGCGGCGCUGGGUCCAAGACAGAGCAGAUGGACUCGAUAACGGUGAAGCCGUGCAUCGACUUCAGACACUCGCUCAAGGGGCCUAGAAAACUCACGAUGGGCCACUCCAAGGAGGAGGACAACCAGCAGUACGUCGGGGGCAUGAGGCAUCCGAGGCGCAGCCCGGAGUUCAUGAAGUACUACGGGACGGUGGGCCUGAUCAUCCAUUGGAAGAUCGACGAUUAUCUCAACGACCACCCGGUGGCGGAGCGCCAGUGUCUCGAGGCCCUCGGGAGCGAGGACUUGGGUGCAGGGCCCGACGAAAACCACCAGCGGGAGAUUCGGAACAUCAUCGGCGCUUGCGUCCACGAGGCGAACCACGAGCCCGUGCAGGGCGAGCGCUGCCAGUCGAGCAUCCGGGCGCGCCUCCUCACGAGGUGGGCGGAGGCAGCGAACGACAUCGACGCGAUGCACGUCCGGGAGUGGCUCGUGGAGGGAGCGCCGGCUGGGAUCGAGGUCGACAUCCAGGAUCCUGGUAUCUUUCCGCCGGUGCACGGGCCCGACGACCGCGACGAGGGCGACCUGACGGAAACCCCAGACGCAGAGCUGAGAAACUACACUUCGGUUGAUGGCGACCCGCACGCCGACCCGGAGGUGGAGCGGCUGAAGGCGUCGGGAUUUGUCAAGACGUUUCACAGCAGGGAGGCCGUAGAGAAAUACCUCGGCGGGCCGCCUCAGGUCAGCAAGCUGGGCAUGAUCACCAAGGUGACGAAGGCGGGCAAGACCGAGAGACGCCUCAUUUUGGACUGCCGCGAGUCUGGCGUCAAUGCCAGGGUCAAGCAGCGGCAGCGCAUCGUCCUCCCUAGGCUGACGGACGUCAUCGACGAUGCGAUGUUCCUCGCACAGAGGGCCGAGCAGCACCCGGAGAUGGAGGUCGAGUGGAUGAUCUUGGAUUUCACGGACUGGUUCUUCCACGUCCCGUUGCGGCCCUGCGAGCGGAAGUAUUUCGUCGCGCACCACAAGGGUUGCUACCUCGUGUUCGUCACGAUGGCCCAGGGCAGUUGCAACGCCCCCCUGGUAUGCGGGCGCGUGGCCGCCAUGCUGGCGAGGCUCACGCAGAGCAUGUUCUCGCCGGAGGAGUGCCGCCAGCAGCUCUACGUGGACGAUCUGUGCACGACAGCGGUUGGCACCAGACCACAGCGGGAUCGCAUGUUCGCCACGAUCAUUAUCGUGUGGGCCGCGCUGGGCAUAGGUCUGGCCUACAGAAAGGCCUCUCGAGGGCAUUCGGUGGAGUGGAUCGGCGCCCGACUCACGGUCGAGGACGCGCCGACGGAGCAGCGCCCCGGCGCGCAGCGCAGGAAGCAGGUGCGCGCCACGGCCAAGCAGGAGAUUUUCGAUGAUGUCGCGGAGCUCAUCUCCAGCUUCCGGCAGCGGAAUGUGAUUCCGAUCAAGGAGGCGCUGGCGUUCGUGGGCAAAGCCAACCACAUCGCCGGGAUCGUGGAGGCUUGGAGGCCCUUCCUGCAGGACGUGUGGGGCGCCAUCGCCAGCAAUAGGAGCGGCGCUGCCUCGAACGCCCCUGCUCGGUGCGUCUGGCGGAAGCAGAUCGAGCACGUUUUGGAAUGGCUAUCUGCAUUUUACGCUGGAUCCGCCGGCACCCUCUGCAGGGUGCACAGGGUCGACGCCUAUUUCGGCCGAGGCUGCCAAGUAGUGAUCACCACCGACGCGUCGCCCUGGGGAUUGGGCGGCUACCUCAAGAUAGGCAACGCCAUCUUGGAGUACUUUUCGUCACCACUCACUGAAGAAGACGAAAAGCAGCUGGAUACGCCGCGCGGGGACGCAGCAGGACAGCAAGUGUGGGAGGCACUCGCAAUGCUGCAGGCCCUGCGUCUCUGGCGAGAAUUCUGGCUGUCCGAGGGCGUGACGCUCGCGGCCACAUCGGACAGCGUCAGCACGCUGACAGUGAUCAUGAAGCUUCGCAGCCGCGCCGGAGCAGCUGGGCUCGGCCAGAUCGCUAGGGAGCUAGCGCUGGACUUCGGAGACUGCGCGUACAAGCCGCGCGUGCUCGAGCACCUGCCGGGCAUCGCAAACGACACUGCGGACGAGCUUAGCCGUAGGGCGCAGCCGGGCCAUAGGCUUAAGGCCCUAGCAGUGCUGAGCGGAGCGACAGAACGGCAUCCCCUGAGAGGCAGCACGUUCUGGAAGGCCACUGCCGCCGCCGCUCGGAGCGGCAUUGGGGGCGCAGAGGGGCAGCAGUAG